Messenger RNA from Salvia hispanica, 1203 nucleotides. Its product is annotated as F-box/LRR-repeat protein At4g14103-like. Lineage: Eukaryota; Viridiplantae; Streptophyta; Magnoliopsida; Lamiales; Lamiaceae. Gene Ontology annotation, molecular function: protein binding. The record is from RefSeq and is a predicted model, not a curated record.
AUGGAGCAUAAUGUGAUGAACAAGUUCUUGGUUUUGGAGUCACACUGUAAAUUUUGGGAUUUUAUUGAUUGGGACUUGCUUCAAAUUAUACUGCCAGCAAGAAGGUACAAGAACUUUGCUUUCUUGAUUGUGAUUACACUGCUCAUGAGCUGGAUUAAUGGUUCAGGCCAAGAAUGCUUGUUAUUUCUCUGCAACAUUGGACCACUCAUGUUGCUUCACUGUGCUGAUAAAGUCUCUUUGGAUUAUGUCUUAAUCAGCCUUCUACAUUUACAUCAUGGACAUAAAGGCUUCGACUCUGUCCACUCUUGUUGCAAAGGAAUUUGUCAUGUGGAAGAGUUGUCAGUGUCACCAAAUUUUGUCCUGUACUUCUCUCCCGAAUUCGGUGGAUAUGGUUGCAGAUUCAGUCUUUUUGACAGUCUAAGGUGCUUGAAGAUUGAUAUGAAAGGCAUUGUGGACCAUGUUGAGGGUCUGAUAAAGUUACUCCAACAUUCUCCAAAUCUUGAAGCUCUAUGCAUCCAAUUUAUUCAGAUGCUUCAGUCCUCGAGGAUAAGCCAUUGGAUGUCCCGAGAAGUGGACGUCCCAUGUUUGUCGCGCAACUUAAAAGAAAUUGAGAUUGUUGCGUGCCGUGAUCCAGUAAACUUUACAGAACUUAUCAAGUUCUUCCUUCAAAAUGGAAAAUCUCUAGAGAAGAUAAACAUCACUCAAAAGGAACAAAGACUGAAUCUCGAGAGGUUUUAUGCAUUGAAUGAAGUUCAGUUAGCGUCUGAAGCAGUUUCAGUGUCCAUUGGUUCAGCCUCUGCUUGUGGAAGAAAGGAGUUGAUUAAGCUUGUUUAUGGGAAAUGUGGUUUGAGCGUAGUGACAGAGACUGGUAUAUCGAAGAUUAGAUUAAGAAGAAGCAUCAGAAUUGCAGCAAAGAAAUCUGCUCGCUUGGUGAGAGGAAAAUGAGGUGUACGUCCAUGAAUGUUGCGAUAUAGACAUCCAGAGAAACAUCAUGAGUAGAGUUUCUUCUAAUUGCUCCUCUGUAUCAUCAAAACAAAAACUAGCUAUUAAUAAGGUCACAUUAUUAUUUAUAGCUUAUGAUUAUAUUAAACCUUUUGGAUAUUCUGUCGCCAUCUAGACUCGAGCACGAGCUAUCUUGGCGUGUUUGUGUUAUUGUAUUUGUUAAGCAGUGUUGUUUAUAAUUGAUGGGUAUUGUUGGCAUUA